GAGGAUCUGUUUCAGCUCGCUCGUUGCAUUCCAGCUGGUUAAAUUUGAAGAAAAAUAGGUGUUGUAAAACUUUGGAAUGGAACUGUAACUUUGUCUUGGUUUAUCUAAUUUAUCCAGCUUGAACCCUGUGCCACAGUUCCGCCACGAGACCUCUGGCGAACUGACCCUCAAGGCCUCCGCCGAGGUGAUCCAGGUCGCCAAGGCAUACGGCCUGAGCGGCCCUGUGCUGUUCAAGGUCAAGUCGGCCGAGAUGGUCAGGGAGCAGGCCAGGAGACGGGUGCGGGCAGCAGGUGGUGACCCCGGGGACUCCAAGCUGGUGCGCAGCGCCAGCGAGCUCCAGUUUGGACAGUACCGGGGUCAGACUUUUAAAUGGUUGCUGACCCAUGACCUCGGCUAUGCCGUCAUGGUGUUGGCAACCCACCUGAGGGAGCGCAAAGAUGGCCAGGUGUCGGAUAGCCCGCUGGCGAGCAAUAAAAACGCCCUGGAGUCCUACGCCUGGCUCUUCCCCGACGUGAAGAAGGCCAUCCAUCGUCACCAGGAGAGAGACGGGUCGGCCAGGACUCUGGACGAGGGCAAGAGGCUCGUCGGCUUCGGCCAACACGGACACCUGACGUUUGAGGCCCUUUACGAUACAGAAGAUCGGGAGGCCAAGAGUUACAUCAAAUGGCUCCGGCGCCAGACCACCAAAGUCGGGACCAAGAUGCAUGCACUCCAGCUGUAUGUGCAGCAGAGAGACGAGGCGAAGGCGGCAGCAACCUCUUCCCUUCCCAAAACCACCACUGUUGCCCCCACCGCCUCUCUCUCUGCAGCAGCCUCCGUCAUCGAGAUUCCCGAUGACGUGCUGCUGUCGGCCAGCAUGGAGUUGGAGGCUGCAUCUACCUCCCAGUCUGCAACCAGUGGAGGGCCCUUGCCAUCCCAGCACUCCCAACCGACGGCUGAUCCGGGAAAGCAGCCUUCACAAACGCUGUCCGUAGCCAGGAGAGAGGUGAGUUAAAAGGAUGUGUUUGUUUGAAUUGCAUUGCC
This is a messenger RNA of Erpetoichthys calabaricus (reedfish), 1023 nucleotides long. RefSeq lists its product as uncharacterized. Lineage: Eukaryota; Metazoa; Chordata; Cladistia; Polypteriformes; Polypteridae. The record is from RefSeq and is a predicted model, not a curated record. The coding region runs from base 251 to 994 and encodes 247 amino acids. The transcript has 3 exons.